This is a messenger RNA of Prunus armeniaca (apricot), 1455 nucleotides long. Lineage: Eukaryota; Viridiplantae; Streptophyta; Magnoliopsida; Rosales; Rosaceae. The record is from the annotation of a GenBank genome assembly.
AUGUUCAAACAGAUACUAAGUAAGCUUCCCCGGAAGUCUUCUAAGAAUUCUGAAAGUCGUGAUGGAAGCCAUACAAUGUAUUCGAAUCCUCCCAACACUUCAAGAAGCAGUGAUUUCGGGACCAGUAAGUCUGGCAAUUUGGUUACAUCUUUCCCAGCCGGAAAUCCUGUUUCAGAUGUGGGGAAAAGUUAUGGCAACAAGAAUGUGAGGGGUGCAAAUUUGAAGCCCAAUGGCUUUGUGCUCUCUUCUUCUUAUGAAGCAUUGCCUGGAUUUAGAGAUGUUCCCAAUUCUGAGAAGCAGAGCUUAUUCAUUAAAAAGCUGAACUUGUGCUGUGUUGUAUUUGACUUCACUGACCCAACAAAGCAUCUGAAAGAAAAGGAGAUCAAGCGACAGACACUGUUAGAGCUGGUGGAUUAUGUGACUUCAGCAAAUGGUAAAUUUACAGAAACUGUUAUGCAAGAAAUUGCAAAAAUGGUAUCUACAAAUUUGUUUAGGUCGUUCACCCCGCAGCCACGUGAGAAUAAACUUGUAGAAGGCUUUGAUUUGGAAGAGGAUGAACCUUCAAUGGAUCCUGCAUGGCCUCACUUGCAGUUAGUGUACGAGUUUUUGUUAAGGUUUGUCGCAUCACCUGAGACCGAUGCAAAAUUAGCUAAAAGAUAUGUUGAUCACUCGUUCAUUCUCAAGUUGCUUGAUCUUUUUGACUCCGAAGAUCCUAGAGAAAGGGAGUAUUUGAAAACAAUUCUGCACCGAGUUUAUGGAAAAUUUAUGGUGCAUCGCCCAUUCAUCAGGAAGGCUAUUAACAACAUCUUUUAUCGUUUCAUCUUUGAGACGGAGAAGCAUAACGGGAUUUCUGAACUCCUAGAAAUUUUGGGCAGUAUUAUAAAUGGGUUUGCUCUACCACUGAAAGAAGAGCAUAAAUUGUUCCUUGUUCGAGCUCUAAUCCCCCUGCAUAAGCCAAAAUGCCUAGCUAUGUACCAUCAACAAUUAUCUUACUCCAUUAUACAAUUUGUAGAGAAAGAUUGCAAGCUUGCUGAUACUGUCAUAAGGGGUUUACUGAAGUACUGGCCGAUCACUAAUAGUUCAAAGGAAGUAUUGUUCCUAAGUGAGUUAGAGGAAGUUUUAGAAGCAACUCAGCCAUCUGAAUUCCAGCGCUGCAUGGUUCCCUUGUUUCGCCAGAUUGCUAAUUGUCUAAACAGUUCUCACUUUCAGGUGGCAGAGAGAGCUUUAUUUUUAUGGAACAACGAUCACAUUGAGAACUUAAUCAGACAGAAUCAUCUUGAUCCAGAGCUGUACAAGGAAUGCUUACUCCAGUUUGAGGAAGACGAGUCAAAGGAGGAAGAGGUUAAAGCACGACGCGAUACCACAUGGAGACGUUUGGAAGAAAUUGCUGCAAAGAAAGCUGCAAGCAACGAACCUGUGCUUGUUUUCGGCAAAGCACCUCCCCGCUCUAGUUGA